Cyclopterus lumpus (lumpfish) is the source of this 4010-nucleotide messenger RNA. It is a transcript of the gene atf7ip, whose product is annotated as activating transcription factor 7 interacting protein. Gene Ontology annotation, cellular component: transcription regulator complex; nucleus. The coding region runs from base 689 to 3553 and encodes 954 amino acids. Lineage: Eukaryota; Metazoa; Chordata; Actinopteri; Perciformes; Cyclopteridae. The transcript is spliced from 14 exons. Gene Ontology annotation, biological process: regulation of DNA-templated transcription. The record is from RefSeq and is a predicted model, not a curated record. Gene Ontology annotation, molecular function: transcription coregulator activity; protein binding.
CUCAAACCCCUCCCCCUCUCCCCAUGCUAAUGUUCCCCGUUUGUCCCCCUGGUCCAACCGUCGGCUCUGUGAGCUCCCUAGGACCCCACUGCAGUUCCUCCAAGCAGACUCACUUGUGUCCGUCCUCCCAGCCCAUCCAUACAACCCGACCGGUCACGUCCCGGAGCUGUUCAUGCUCGGCUUGCCGGCUCCAGCCACCGCCACAAGUAUCGUUGGAGCGACUAAAAAAAAAAAAACGACGGGAAGUCAGACACCAACGGUUCGCCAACGCGAGCAAAGGCUCCGUCGACCAACCAUUCCGUGAGGAUUCUUCUGCCGUGGACGAAAAGAGGAGGAGUCUAUUCGCAAGCGAAAGGGGGAGAGCAGUCGGUCGAGUCCGCGAAGGCACAACUACUCAGUCGCUGUGGCACAACUCACUAGUUUCCCGGUGAAUGCUGAAACCGGUGGACUUUUACCACAACCGGAGCACAACGCGUUGCAGCGGGCGGAAGCUUUCUGGCAGCGGGAGGAGACGGUCCGCGACGGCUCGGUACACGGCUCCGGACUGAAAAUCGCGGGAACAUUGCGACGCGAAAAUACGGUUGUCGAAGGAUUCUGUGAUAAAUCAAUGACCAAGAAUCUCUCGGGUUGAAGAUUCAUCAAGCCUUCUGAUAGCAUCUGAUCUCUCCAUGUCCCUCCACAGGCAGCAAUGGAAGUUGUUGUAACCGAGGAAAAGAAGAAGAUUUUCCGUGCCAGGAAAACCAUGAAGAUCAGCGACCGGCAGCAACUGGAUAGUCUUCAUGGCACUUUGUUGACAGCCGGUCCGAGUAUGUCAGACACAUCGCCGCCGCCGCCUCUAGUGAACGGCACGCACAAAGAGGACGGCCCAAAAGCGGGGGACAGGGAGCAAAACAACACCUCGGACUCAAACUCCCCCCGAGCCACGUCCCCCGUCUCCCCUACUCCUUUCCUGUCCCUCAAUCUGUCUCCGUCCCCGGCCUCGUCGCAAAGUCCAAAAGAGAAGGACGAAACUCCGACUUCUCCCACGUCACCAUUCCACUCACUGAACUUUGAACUGAAAAAGAUGGACGACGAGGAGGAGGAGGUGGAGCCGAAGGAAAAGAAAGUCUCACCAGUGUCCUCAUCAAAGGAGUCCGUUACACCAGCAUCAACAGAAUUUAAGGAAAACCAGGAAAAAGACUCUGAGGUGACCCCAAAGAUGGAAAAGAAAGAGGAGGACCAGACUUCAACAGAGGACCCAGUUGUAGAUUUGUCAAAGAAUUCUGUCAAAGGUUUGUCUCCAUGUUCGCCCGUACCCGCGUCUGACUGCACAGAACCAAUGGAUACUGGUAGUGACACUGCAAAGGCCAAGGACCCCGCGGCCAAAAUAAAAGAGGAAAAGCCUUCUUGCCCCAAAUCUACCACUUCCGUUUCCUCUCUUCCUUGUCCUUCCUCGUCUCGUCCAGCGUCCUCUUCUAAGGAUCUGAAACAGGACAAGGAAGUCAAAGUGGGGGACAAUAAAGAAGAGAAGGGUGCGAAGAAAGGAUCAAUCAGUGAGGAAAAGAUGGAGGUAGACUCGACCAAAAAGGAAAAGGCUGAAGUUGGACAAACAAAAAAGACAUCUCGGCCCUCUUCCACUCCACCAUCUAAUACAGUAGUGCAGGAGGAGAAGGGCACCACGUCGGGACUGAAGCGCACUUUGUCGGAGGGCUUUGAAAAAGAUGGACAAACUGUAAAAAGAGAGGGGAAGAGGCCCAAGGUGGAGCGCCAGGAGCUGGAGGCAAAACUGGAAUUUAAAUUCACCGCAAAAGCCGGCGGCCACCACAAACUUGAAAAGAUUGUGCAACAGCUGGUCGAUGAACGGCUGAAGGUCCUGGAGCUGACCAUUUUUGACAAACAUUUCCAAGAGCUGAAGGAACGCGUGGACAAGAUCGACUCUGCCCCUAAACACCAAACCGCCAUCACCAUGCUCCAAGCCAAGAUAAACCGCCUGACAAAGAAGUUUGGAGAGGCCAAUCAGGCGUCGGAGAACAAAAGGAAACAGGAAGCCCUCGCUGCUGUCACAGCCGCGGCUGCAGCCGCCACCGCCGCCGCCGCCAAGACCGUAACCGUUACGAACAGCCCUCAAUUUCAACGGCCAGUCCGCACUUCCAUGGAGCUAAAGCAGAUUGCGACAAGCGCUUCUUCGUCCAGCACAGUCGUAAAUCCAUCCAUGUCGGUUCCGAUCUCAAGUCUGGCCCAUACGCCCACUUCCUCCGCCAUGGUUUCACAGGCCCCCAUCCUCCAGCUGAUCACCACCACGUCUAACGCCGGCUCCAACUUGGCCACGGGCAUCACCACUCAGAGCCCCACAGGCACGCUGCUGCUGAAGACCGCCAGCGGGAGCAGCUUGAUGGCGGGGGGCCAACCGCUCCUCAUCCAGCUGCCGUUAUCGAUGACCAAUGGCCAGGGAGGAACUCUGGUCAACUUCCCCGUCUCCUCGCUUUCGGCGGGCGGCUCGCUCGGCAAGGCCAAAACCACUACUACCACCACCACUUUUAUCCUUAAGCCUGCCCCGGCCAUUACCACCUCGCCAGCGUCUGCUGUCGCGACCGUCCCGGCGCUCCAGGCCUCCGCCGGCCACAUGUCCCCCACCCAGAUCUCCCUUACCCGUGCAGUGUUCCAGGGCGGAGCUGGGGGGAUAACUACACCCAACGCGGGGGUAUCCGUGACCACGGCCAGGAUGCCGGCUCAGUCCGUGUCUGUGGCGGGAGCGCUGUCGUCAGCCUCUUCACCGGCAACCUCUGGACCUGCAGCAACAGGUUCCGCCGCUCCAGGACCACCACAGGGGACGUCUCUGACAUCAAAGACAGACAACCAAGCUACAGGAUCCACUCCAUCCAAAGCAGCUGCUUCAGCGGGACGACCCAAAGGCUCUGUCAUCGAUCUCACUGAAGACGAUGAUGAUGUACAAGUGACGGGAGUGAAGAGUGCCACUGUCGCAGCUCACUCGCCGACCCAGCGACCGAGUCCAGUCAUCAGCAUUCCCAGCAGUGCGGCACUAAGGUCGUCUCCGCAAAGCAUUCAGAGCGUUUCCAGCAAUCCUCAGUUGACGGUCCACCACCGCCCCCUACAGGAUUCUUCUCUGAAACCCCGCCCCGUAGCCACGGCUACCCCGACCCGGAGCUCCAGCGUGGUGCUGCCUCCCCUCCCCGCUGUUCCCACGCUGUCGCGCAUCCCCCCUGAGGCCGAGCGGUCCUCGCCUCCACAGCAGCCUCAGCUGAAGCUUGUGCCGAGUCAGACGGGCAUAGUGCUGUCCUGGUGCGUCACGGAGACCGACCGCACCUGCGCGGCCGUGGACAGCUAUCACCUCUAUGCCUUCCAUCAAGACAACUCGAACACCAGCGCAGCACAGCAGCACUGGAAGAAGAUCGGGGAGGUGAACGCCCUCCCUCUGCCCAUGGCCUGUACACUGACCCAGUUCCAGUCCGGCUCCACGUAUCAUUUUGCUGUCCGAGCCAAAGACAUCUACGGGCGCUUUGGUUCCUUCUGCGAACCUCAGUGCACCAAUGUCAUCAAUUCCAGCUCCAGUUGAGCAGUUGAGGAGUGAAAGACAAUUUUUUUGCUUUUGAAAAUUCGUGACUUCCUUUACUUUUUUUGUGUUAGAAACUCGAGUAUUGUGCAUUGAACUCAUACAGUAUCUGUAAAUAUCUCUCUGCAUAACAACUGGACUUCUGACUGAGUUGGAGAAUGGAAGAGUGACAAAUGGUUGGUUUUGACUGGUUAAUGUACCUAUUGUAUUUUUUGUGACUCAAGCUGUUGUGUAUAUAGUUGGAUUACUUUGCCCCUCAACCAAGUCAGAUAUUUAUGUUGUCUCCUGUUACUCUGAACCGGAUGUCUUUGGCUUUACUUCAGGACAGCUGACGGGAGUAUCCAUAUGAACUCAGAGUGGCACAGAAAUGUAUAAACGUGUGGUAGAAACUGAAUGAUUUUCUAAGUUCUGUCUGGCAACCAGACUUUGAAAAACCCAAUAAAAAGGUUUUAUUAAAGUC